Arvicanthis niloticus (Nile rat) is the source of this 345-nucleotide messenger RNA. NCBI's taxonomy places the organism in Eukaryota, Metazoa, Chordata, Mammalia, Rodentia, Muridae. The record is from RefSeq and is a predicted model, not a curated record.
AUGAAAACUCACUUGACCCGUAAAGAUAUUCCCCCAUGGCUGAAAGUUCCUGAAGACCUGGAAGAUCCAGAAGUAUUACAAGUCAACACGCAGGUGCUAAACUCUCUGUUCGGCCCAGAGAGAUCUCGAAUGCCUCACAUCGAGCAGGUGAGCCAGGCCAUGUUUGAGCUGAAGACUCUGGAAUCUUCUGAAUCUACCGAGAUCUUAGUUUAUGGCUCUGACAACAACAAGCUUCGGGCUAAAUGGAUGCUUCAGUCCAUGGCUGAGAGAUGCCGCCUGCGCCAGGAAAGAGACAUGCGCAAGCUGGAGGAAUCCAUGAAGGUCCUGGAAGUAGGCGAGGAGUAA